Molecule: messenger RNA, 2604 nt
Organism: Sporothrix brasiliensis 5110
Lineage: Eukaryota; Fungi; Ascomycota; Sordariomycetes; Ophiostomatales; Ophiostomataceae
Product: protein SEY1
Exons: 2
Coding region: 1-2604 (867 amino acids)
Biological process (GO): endoplasmic reticulum membrane fusion
Cellular component (GO): endoplasmic reticulum
Molecular function (GO): GTPase activity; GTP binding
Source: RefSeq, a predicted model, not a curated record
AUGGCCAUGAACAACCACUUUGUCGCUGUCGGCGAGGAGCCGAAGCCCGAGGACUUUGGCCAUGGCAUCCAGGUCAUUGACGAGGACAAGGCCUUUUCGACACACGUCAAUGACUACCUCCGCAAGACGCACGUGGCCGAGGCCGGCUUCAACUACCACCUCAUCUCCGUCUUUGGCUCCCAGUCCACCGGCAAGUCCACGCUGCUGAACCACCUCUUCGGCACCGAGUUCAGCGUCAUGGCCGAGUCCGAGCGCCGCCAGACCACAAAGGGCAUAUGGAUGUCCAAGAACAAAAAGGGCGCCGGGUCCAUGGCCGACAACAUUCUGGUCAUGGACGUGGAGGGCACCGACGGCCGCGAGCGUGGCGAGGACCAGGACUUUGAGCGCAAGAGCGCGCUCUUUGCCCUCGCCACCAGCGAGGUCCUCAUUGUCAACAUCUGGGAGCACCAGGUCGGCCUGUACCAGGGCGCCAACAUGGGCCUGCUCAAGACCGUCUUCGAGGUCAACCUGCAGCUGUUCCUCAAGGACCGCCAGGCUACCCCGCGCUCCCUCCUCUUCUUUGUCAUUCGCGACUUCAUCGGCAACACCCCGCUGUCCAACCUGCGCAACACCUUGGUGCAGGACCUGACCAAGAUCUGGUCCUCCAUCUCCAAGCCCGCCGGCCUCGAGAACGCCACCAUCGACGACUACUUUGAUUUUGCCUUUGCCGCCCUGCCCCACAAGAUCCUGCAGCCCGACAAGUUCGUCACCGAAGUCGAUACCCUCGGCCGCCGCUUCGUCGCCGGCCACCGCUCCACGACCGACCAGGAGUUUGUCGGCGGCGUCUUCUUGCCCGAGUACCACCGCCGGAUACCAGCAGACGGCUUCUCCGUCUACGCCGAGGGUGUCUGGGACCAGAUUGUCAAUAACAAGGACCUCGACCUGCCCACCCAGCAGGAGCUGCUUGCCCAGUUUCGUUGCGACGAGAUUGCGCGCGAGGCCCUCGUCGUCUUUGACGAGACCAUCCUGCCCCUCGAGCAGGAGCAGGCCGACAGUGUGCGGCUGGGCCGAUCCGUCGUCUUGGCCGGCCUUGGCACUGCCGGUGCCGCAUCACGUGCCGCCUGUCUCGAGCUGUUCCAGACGCAGGCCGGCCGCUACCACAAGGGCGUCUUUACGCGCAAGCUCGCGGAACUGGGCGACAAGGUGGACGGCCGUCUCAAGACGCUGUACCAGGGCCAGCUGGCUGCGUCGCACAAGGCCGGUGUUGCGUCGUUUACCGAGGCGGUGACGAGCUCCGUCAAGGCCGGCCAAAAGGCUGGCGGCAACUACGAAUUUGCCGAGAUUGUCGAGACCGAAAAGGCCAAGGCGCUCAAGACCUUCAAGACGGAGGCCCAAGGUCUGGCUAUCCCCGAGGUCGCCUGGACCAACUUCAAGCCGCAGUACCUGCUUUUUGAGAAGGAGCUCGACGAGGUCAGCGGCAAGCUGCGCAAGGAGGAGAUGCGCCGUCUGGCCACGCGCGUGGAGCGCUGGGUCAAGUCGCGUCUCGGCGAUGCGGUGGGGCUCGAGUUCAACAAGCUGGGCUCCGGUCGCGCGGGCGGCGGCGCACCCGACGUGUCGGCAUCCUCCUCUGCAUCCAUCAGCAGUGCCAACGCGCCUCCCUCUGAAAAGGACCUGUGGGACCGCGUCUGGACGGUGUUUGUGGGCAUCGUUGAGGAGGCGCAAGACCGUUUCACGGAACGCGCCAAGAGCUUCGAUGCCAGCGAGGCCGAGGUCCAGAUCGGCUUGUGGCGCCUGCGGCGCAAGAGCUGGGUGGCGCUGCGCGAGCGAAUUGACGAGGAGGUCAUGGAAGGCAACAUUCUCCUCAAGCUGCGGGAGAACUUUGAGGACAAGUUCCGCUACGACGACGCUGGCGUGCCGCGCAUCUGGCGGCCCAGCGACGACAUUGAGGGCAUCUACACGCGCGCGCGCGAGUCCACGCUCACCCUCAUCCCGCUGUUGGCCCGCUUCCGCCUGGCUGCCACCAUUGCGCCGCCCGACCUGCCCGAGUGGAUCGGCAACCAGCCGGCCGGCGUCGAGCCCGAGGACGAGGACGACCUGACGCCCAUUGGCGGCGUCGACGAAGAGGAGGGCAAGAGCCUUGAGGAGGAAAUGACCGUGCUCAGCGAGAGCAAGCGCCAGGACCUCGUCAUCCGCUUCAAGAAGACGGCCGACGGCGUGUACGUCGAGGCCAAGCGCGGCGCUCUGGGCGGCAUCACGCAGGUGCCCCUGUAUUUUUACGGCAUCCUGCUCAUGCUGGGCUGGAACGAGAUUCUUGCCGUGCUGCGGAACCCCUUCUUGUUCCUGCUGCUGGCCAUUUUUGCGGGCGGCACCUAUGUCGCGUACAGCCUGUCUCUGCUCGGCCCCAUGAUGCAGAUGGCCAACGCGGCAUCGAACCAGGCCGUCGAGAUUGGCAAGCAGAAGCUGCGCGACUUUAUCAACAACAACGACUCCGCGCGCCAGGCUCUGGCCAUGCCGGCUCGAAGCGACAGCACGAGCAGCAGCAGCGACAACAUCCACAUGGAUACGCUCAACUCCAGUGGACGGAGGCAAAACACGACGACACGCAUUGACGACGACGACAUCUGA